Messenger RNA from Orbicella faveolata, 3335 nucleotides. Its product is annotated as putative E3 ubiquitin-protein ligase UNKL. The record is from RefSeq and is a predicted model, not a curated record. Lineage: Eukaryota; Metazoa; Cnidaria; Anthozoa; Scleractinia; Merulinidae. Gene Ontology annotation, molecular function: metal ion binding.
GUUUUUCGUGCAAACUAGUGAACAGGAUAGCCAAACUGGUACGCUGUAAAAUAUGGAUUUUGAUUUCACGUGAAAUUUGAUUUUCGAAAAGUAACUGGAUUCCGUUGUCAAUGAUUAUGACGGUCUGUAAAACUCUUUUCUUCUGCUGUUCUGAUAUCUGAGAGGGGGCCGGGUCAAUCUGGGGUUCAGCUAGGGGUCAGUUGUCCCAGGGGGUCAAUACCGUGUUUUGUCUGAAACAGCUGAUGUUGUCUUUCAACGCGAUAAAUAACAGCAGUCUGAGAAGACUGCUAUUACCAAAACUUACUCUAAAAAAAUCGAUACAAGAGUUUGUAGCCAAGAAAAUUUACCUCAGCACUCUUCUUAACAGGCAAUCAUAGAAUCAACAUCCAAAAUAUUUUUUGCUGGGUCUCGGGUCUUUCGCAUUGUUUACAUACUUCGCCCUAUUUGCCGGUUUUUUCUUGAGCCGAAAACUGAGUCACGUGUCACGCUUAAACCAAUCAAAUCACUAGCUCAGUACAGCUCCCAUGAUGCCUUGGUUUGUCUAUGUUGUGGUGCGCGCGCGUUUGGUUUUUCACGUCCCCAAAACAACAUGUCGUCUUCCGAUUCUCUAAUGACUUCUCCUAGUACCAUCAUUUCUUCCGAAAAUAAAUUAGCUGCCUUUUCUCAAACUCAGCCGGAGAAGCCUUUCCACUACACGUACCUGAAGGAGUUUCGGGUCGAGCAAUGUCCACUAUUUCUACAGCACAAGUGUACAGCUCACAGACCUUUCACCUGUUUUCACUGGCACUUCAUGAAUCAAAGAAGGAGGAGACCGAAGAAGAAAAGGGAUGGCACUUUUAAUUAUAGUCCUGAUGUUUACUGCACUCAGUACGAUGAAACGUCAGGGCUUUGCCCGUCCGGUGAUGAUUGUCCCUACUUACACCGUGUAGCUGGCGAUGUGGAACGUCGCUACCAUCUUCGUUACUACAAAACUGCAACCUGUGUUCACGAGACCGAUACUCGAGGAUAUUGUGUAAAAAAUGGUCCACACUGUGCGUUUGCCCAUGGACCUCACGAUCUGAGACAACCAGUUUAUGAUAUACGAGAAUUACAAGCCAUAGAAAAGGAGGAAACUGAAGUAGGUCAGGCAGGAAUAGAGAAUAACAAAGCUGUUCUAGAAGAUCCCCGCUGGCAAGAUACCAACUACGUCCUGUCAAGUUACAAAACUGAACCAUGCAGAAAACCACCAAGACUUUGCAGACAAGGAUAUGCCUGCCCACAUUAUCACAAUACCAGGGAUCGCCGACGCAGUCCAAGAAAAUUCCGAUAUAGAUCAACUCCUUGUCCUCAUGUUAAGCAUGGUGAUGAAUGGGGUGAGCCAACAAAUUGUGAGAGUGGAGAUAAUUGCCCAUAUUGUCAUACAAGAACAGAGCAGCAAUUUCAUCCUGAGAUAUACAAGUCAACAAAGUGUAAUGAUAUGCAACAGACUGGAUACUGCCCCAGAGGACCCUUCUGUGCUUUUGCUCACGUAGAUCAGGACACAGUAUGCAUAUUGAAGACAGUUUUGAGAAAAUUUUCAUUUUCUGCAGAGGACACAGUUGCCUCCAGAGAAGCUAAUGGUGAACAAAGUUUUAGCCAGUUUUAUUCAAUGCCUUCAUCACCUCUUAGUCCUGUUGAUAAUGGAGUUGGUUUGGUAUCAAGUUUAGCACAGUCAAUCAGCAAGCCCACACGAUCCAUGUCAACAUCAUCAGGAGGGUCAUACUCAAGUGAACCAUCCACUCCUUGUAGUAUGUAUCCAAAAGCACCUGGCUCGGAGCGUUCUGAACGAAGUGGGAGUAGAGAAGAUGAACAGCAGGCCUACCUAAGAAAACAGCUUUUGUCCAUUGAAAAUGAUCCAACUUUAGAUGAUAUGGAGAAAGCCAGAAGAAAGCAGAACAUAGUUGGAACAAGACAGCCAUUUUCCAUUUCCAGUUCUGCCUCAUCAAAUCUCUCCUCGGUAUCUGCCAAUGCUCCGCCAUUCUAUCCUGCAGCUGACACAGUAGAGUCUGUGGUAGAGAGUGCACUAGACGACCUUAACCUUGAUGACUUUGAUGUCACUGAAUUAGAGAAGGAGCUUAAUAAUGCCUCUCCAGUGUCAUCAACGCUAGGAGAUUCCUUGUCAGCACUGAACAUUACUCCAAUGUGCUCAGCACCUGUUACAAUUCCGGGAUCUGCUGAAGCAGGCUUACCCCAACCAUUCACACAGUCACCCACCUCACCAUUAGGACAGUUUUCUUCUUCUUAUAGCUCUACGUCACAGUUAAUGUCUGGACAAAAGGGCUCCAAUCCAUACCGUGCCAGUCCAUUAGUAAGAGGCAGCAACCUACAUUCAUCUGUACUGGAUCCACUUACAGCUCAACUCCAUUCACCCAAAUCACUUGGCUCUCCCCAAUUGUCCUCUCCCUUGGGUCUCAGCAACAGUUCAAGUGAAAUUCAGCGACUAAGUGAAGAUCUCAUGGCUGCCAAGACCAAGUUGGCAUCAUGGGAAGAGUCGUGGGCUCAAGCCAAGCAGGCUUGUGAUGCUUGGAAAAAGGAAGCUGAAGAAUCAGCUAAAAAGGCAAAAGAAGCAGAACAAGAUAAAUUAGAAGCUAUUAUGAAAAAGGAUGAGGUUGAAUCUCAAAUGGCAAGCUUAAAACAAGAAAUUGAAGAAAUUAAAGGUGACCCUCACCUUCACAUACUAAACACAGUGGAAGACAUAAGGGAUCUACCACUGUUAAAAAUGAAACAGAUUCAUCGACAGCUUAGUUCAGAUUUAGACAAAUUAAAUCAGGUGAUGUACAGUAGAGUAGCUUUAAUUUGCAGUCUUUGUGAAGAACAACAGAGAUGUGUUAUGACAGCGCCAUGUUUACAUUGUACGAUGUGUGAGGCCUGUGCUUCACAGAGAUUGGAAUGCCCAACAUGUCAUGUUCAAAUUGCACAAAAAACCUUGAUAAAUAUACCUAUUUGAGGACGUAAUAUAUUGCAGUUAGGCAGCGUUUAGCCUGUUUUCAAUUCCCUGUUAGGACUUGAUAUGAUGUUUAAAAAUCUAUGAAUUUAGCUUUUAAGGUAUAAUUAUAAUGCAUAUAUUAUUCAAAGAAUAUUUCUUAGGGAUUACGAAUGCUUGUUUCAUCGUCAAAUUAUUAUUAUUAAUAUUAUUAUUUCCUUUCAAGUAAUGAAUUUAUUGUGAACUUGGAGGUCGAAGCAUUUUGUGCUGGAUGUACAUUAUUCAGUGUAUUUAUCAGCACUUCUUAUUCUAAGGAUUCCAGAAUAAAUGUCAAAUAUAAGUUGUCCAUUGCAAUGGCAGACUGAAACAAAGAAAUUAAACAGCUGUCAGGUCA